Molecule: messenger RNA, 417 nt
Organism: Rasamsonia emersonii CBS 393.64
Lineage: Eukaryota; Fungi; Ascomycota; Eurotiomycetes; Eurotiales; Trichocomaceae
Exons: 2
Coding region: 1-417 (138 amino acids)
Source: RefSeq, a predicted model, not a curated record
AUGUAUGAUUACGGAGUCCAGCGCAGUCGUGUUGCACAUACUGCACGUACAGCAGCCAGCACACACAUUGGUAGCGAUCCUUCACGGAGGUAUGUAUGUGCCCAACGCGGGCAGUGGGCCGCCUCGGUGACGAAGAGGGGACUCGGUCAGGUGAUGGCGCCAAGACCCUCAGCGCGCCGCCUAUCGAUAGGCAUCUUAUCGGCCAAAUCAGCAUCAACUGACUCAUUAUCGGCACUCAUGUCUGUCAUACUCAUGGCCGUCUUCCCCUUGCGUCUGCCACGGUGCCACAGUCGCCUAGAUGCUCCGAGUGAGCCGAGUGAGCCCGGCCAUGGAAUCCUUCUCGAGUUCGGAGCAAAGUUUGCAGCAUGGCUCGGUUAUGCUGCAGAAGACACACCACAAUCCGCCCAUGAUCUGUAA